Messenger RNA from Metarhizium album ARSEF 1941, 1044 nucleotides. RefSeq names its product PinX1- protein. The record is from RefSeq and is a predicted model, not a curated record. NCBI's taxonomy places the organism in Eukaryota, Fungi, Ascomycota, Sordariomycetes, Hypocreales, Clavicipitaceae. The transcript is spliced from 3 exons. Gene Ontology annotation, molecular function: nucleic acid binding. Bases 1 to 1044 code for a protein of 347 amino acids.
AUGGGUCUUCUCGCAGAAAAACAAAGCCGGUCGAGAAUCAGCAAAGACCCCAACAACACAAAGUGGACUCGAAACACCAAGUCCUUCGGGCAGAAGAUUCUACGCGCCCAGGGCUGGGAGCCCGGCCAGUUCCUCGGGGCGCAGAACGCGUCCCACUCGACGCUGCAUACGGCCGCCAACGCAUCGUACAUCCGGGUGGCUGUCAAGGACGACAUCAGGGGCCUGGGCUACAGCAGGGCCAAGGAGGACGAAGUGACUGGUCUCGACGUCUUCUCCGACCUGCUCAGCCGUCUGAACGGCAAGUCGGAGGAGUCUGUCGAGCGCGACGGCCAAGCGCGGCUGGCGGUCAAGACGAACCGAUACGUGGAGGCGAGAUGGGGCCCCAUGCGGUUCGUCCGGGGCGGACUGCUGGUCGGUGAUGAGUUGCGGGCCGAGUCCGCGGAGGGCGAGUCCACGCCCGCGUCUGAGGCCGAUGAGGAGCCUGCCGAGUCCGAAUCCACGAGGAGGGUCAAGAAGAGCAAGAAGCGGAAGGCGAGCGAUCUGGCAGAAGGCGAGACGGAACCGGCGAGCGCAGACGCCGAGAGGACGGAGGGGAGGCGGAGGAAAGAGGAACGGAGGGCUAGAAAAUUAGCUGCGGCGGCGGCGGCAGUUCCGGAAGCAGAGGACACCGCGACGUGCGAGGAAGGCCGGUCGACGAAGAGGUUCAAGGGGGGCAGGGCCAAGUCCAAGGCGGGCUCGGAGGCAGAAGACGAGUCGGUAGACCGCAAGCGAUCCAAGAAGGACAAGAAGGACAAGAAGGAGAAGAAGAAACGCAGGGCAGACAAGGGAGGGAGGGCGGAUUCGAAUCCGAAUCCGAAUCCUACCGCGACAUCAGUUUCGAUGUCGGCGCCCAAUACGGGUACCUCGACGCCUGUUGAAAGCGGCACGGGGACUUCAACACCAAGAGGGAGUCGCAAUCUUGUUCGAUCACGGUUCAUUGCGCAGAAGAAGCAGGCGGUGCUGGACACCAAGGCUCUGGCUCAGAUCUUUAUGGUCAAGACAUGA